GACGGCCAUAUUUGCCGGGUGCCGUUGCUGUAAACAAAAAGUGAGAGACAGACGCUUCACCGAAUUUCGGGUCAAAUUUAUUUCUUUAAUUUACAAUGUCUCUGGGAAUGUCUUACAAACCCAAUGUCCACCAGCACAUUCCAGGAACUUCCGGGAACCAGGGUAAGGGAAAAAUAUCGGUUAAAAUCCAACCAUCCAUCCGUUAAAUCGAGUGUUAAAAUCAGGGUUUCGGAGAAUACCUGCAGAAAGACUGUCUGUAGUUUUUGUCCAGUUACAUAUAUAGGGUCAGAUCCUGAGAGCUAGGCUAAUUCAUAUCCGCCAUUAUUACUAAUGUAAAAAAGCUCCAUCCUCAACUGCAUCGGCUAAACAAGGGCAGAGGUGCGGAAUUCCAUAUGUUCCGAAAAAUAAUCCCCGUUGUUCUGUGUCCUAUUCCAUCCUGGAGGGUAUCGUUACGUUGUGACAAAAAAAUGUAUCACUUUGGCUUCUUAAGUCAGCCCUUUUCCGCUUCCUCCAUGAUAUUCUCUCGCGGAGCUGUUGAUUGAUCUGCCAGGGUAUUCUUUUAUGACCCUUCGAGGACAUCUAGUGUUUGACGACGCUUAUUGCAUUGGAAAAAACAUGCCCACUACAACUGUGGGCAUUGUUGGCAAUGUGAACAUGCAAUAUCUAGAAUGUAGAAUUUGUACUAACUUAUUUUCAUCCUCUUUUAUACUAUCUGCUUAACUGUAAUAUCAUAUUUGACCCUAGAUAUGUUUGUAUUUGUCUCCUAACAGUUGGAAACAUCCAGGGAAACAUCCAGUCUCCGUCAGCAGCCAACUUGGCCACUUUGCAGUCCUACAGGCCGCUGGUGAAUGACGUUUACGCACCACCCUCCUUGGGCUUCUCACAGGUACAGGAAUUCACAAAACGAUAGACAGAAAGAAUGACAGACGGACACCCACAUUGCGUCUGCUACUUCUACAAUGCAGGAAAAAAAUUGACAUGUUAUUAGAAAUGCAUUGUUAAAUCAUAUGUAUCUCCUUUGGUAAAGUGUCUCUUUCCUGUCCCUGUGUGUGCAGGGAUCCAGCGGCAGCCAGGUGCCCCAGAGUAAGUAUUCAGAGCUGCUGGCCAUCAUUGAGGAGCUCGGAAAGGAGAUCCGGCCCACCUACGCCGGCAGCAAGAGCGCCAUGGAAAGACUAAAACGAGGUAAUGUGGAAACCUCUGUAGUAAUACAAUACUUCUAUUGUGUGUUGAAACGAACUCCAUAUUCUAGACUAGACUACACAAUAGUCCUCUUCCUAACUUGGUUAGAGAGUUAUCAGUCAGUGAAUGACAGUUCAUUUUGGUGUGUCCUCUUCCCCAAAGGUAUCAUCCAUGCCAGGGGACUGGUGCGGGAGUGCUUGGCAGAGACUGAGAGAAAUGCCAGGUCCUAGCUACAGAAGCAUUACCCUCUCCUGCAGAAGAACCAACACCCUCUCUCACUCACUCACCAUGUAAAAGACUGUUGCAUGGCACAUCCUCUAAAAAGAGGAAUAAAAAAAAACCAAGGGAUGGUUAAAAAGGUCAAGAAAAUGUUUCUGACAGGUUAAGAUUUGAGAAAGGGAGGGAGAGGGGACACCAGAAUACAAUUCAGAAUUAGAAGGAUUUGGUUUUUCUUCAUGCCCCAUUUUGGGGUCAUAGUUUCCGGUCUUCAUAUUUAUAACAAAUAGUGAUUUUAGCAUGCAAACGUACGGGUCCACCAUGGCCUUUGGUUAAUUGUAGACAUUGCAUGGCUUGUACAGGGUUAGACUAGGAGAUUCUCUUUUUGAUAGACGUUGGUCUGAAUUCCAGACCCUUUUAACACACAUGGGUGAGCAAGUGAAGGACAGAAAAGUGCCAAAUACAUUGGUUCAUUCAUGUUGAGGUUCUUUUUUGAUAUUAAUGAUGAAAAUGCUCUUGUGUAACGGAGUUAAGAACAUACCGUAAACUCACUCCACAGCUAGCUGGAAAUGUCGCCGAUGGAGCCAUCCAAGGGGUACCUUUUGUAUGGCUCAAUAGGUUUGCACGUUUACAAGGAGGGCAGUCAGGUGCGUUUGCGAAGCAGAGGAUCACUGGUU
Coregonus sp. 'balchen' is the source of this 2072-nucleotide messenger RNA. The record is from the annotation of a GenBank genome assembly. Lineage: Eukaryota; Metazoa; Chordata; Actinopteri; Salmoniformes; Salmonidae.